Calliphora vicina (urban bluebottle blowfly) is the source of this 360-nucleotide messenger RNA. RefSeq names its product keratin, type II cytoskeletal 2 epidermal-like. The coding region runs from base 1 to 360 and encodes 119 amino acids. The transcript has a single exon. Lineage: Eukaryota; Metazoa; Arthropoda; Insecta; Diptera; Calliphoridae. The record is from RefSeq and is a predicted model, not a curated record.
AUGAAAGUGUUAAUAAUUUUAGCAGUGUGUGUGGCUGCCGCAACUGCACAAUUUGGAGGAGGCUUUGGAGGCUCUCAAUCUCAAGCGCAAGCUCAAGCCCAAUCUCAGUCCUUAGGUUUCGGCGGCGGUGGUUUUGGUGGCGGUGGAUUUGGUGGUCGUGGCGGCGGAUUCGGUGGUCGUGGCGGCGGAUUUGGUGGUCGUGGCGGCGGAUUCGGUCGUGGUGGUCGUUUUGGUGGCGGCGGCUUCGGUGGUGGUCCAGGUUUUGGUGGUGGUGGCUUCGGUGGUGGUGGCAGUAGUUCCGGUGCUCAAGCUAGCGCCGGCAGCAGUGGCAGUGGCGGUGGCGGUGGAUUUUUUGGCUAA